CUCACCUCCACCCUCGCUCACUCUCCAUGUUGUUUCGUUCCUUGGGGACGGCCUUCUUUGGGGCGCUCGCUGUGUCUGCAGCAUACGUCCGGCUGGAUGAGAUGGUGCACGAUGAGCCAAGUGCUCGUGUAGACCACUCCGCCGGCGCAGCGGCGCCAUCAUUGGAGAUUCCCCGCGAAGACGAGCCUCAGUGGUCAUUUGCUUCCGAGGAGCAGCCUGUAGAGGCUCCAUGUAUACAGUCGAAGCCAUCAUUCCUCUCUGCCGCCGCAUAUCAAGCUCCUCACCGCAACCCUCGCGAUAAGUAUGGAAACAAGACUAUUUAUCAGGUUCUCAGCGACGAUCCAAAGUACCCGCGUGUAUUCAAGCUCGUCAAUCUGACCGAUGACAUUGUUUAUCUAUUGAAUGAUACCUCUGCAAACAUCACAUUCUUUGCGUCGUCCAAUUCCGCACUCCAUCAUCCUUCCCCGCCUGGUCCGCCGAAGCAUCGUGAGCCGUCGUCAUCAUUCGUGUCAACAAAUGAUUUCCCACAAAGUGUUGAAUCAUUCCAUUGCGCCUCCUUGGACACAUUCGCUGCUGUAGAGAACCUGCUGACGUAUGACCACACGUCCGACGAAUUUGAGCUAAUGAAGCCGAAUUUGACAAGAAUCAUCCGUGGGAUCCUCUUAUGCCAUAUCCUUCCUUCAUUAGAGUCUGUUACAUCGCUGACACAGAAUACUACGCAUGCGACAAAGCUUGAGCUGAUGGAUGGCUCCCUUGACGGAGAACCCCUCCGCGUCUGCAUCUCUCCGCAAUCAGUGAACAUGUAUGCCAAGUUCUUGAGAGCAGACAUUUAUACCGCAAAUGGUGUAAUUCACGAGAUUGAUCGCCCAUUGGUCCCGCCGCCCACUGCAUUCGAAGAUCUGUUCUUCAUGCCUGAUCUAUUCUCUACCCGGACAUCCGCACUUGGCCAUGUUGGCCUGAGCGAUGCUGCUGACUUUCACCAGGUAGCAGGCGACGGCAUGAAAGGUUCUCCGGCCGUCACGUUCUUCGCUCCGACAAACAAAGCAUUCGCAAAUCUUCCGGGGUCGCUGAAAUCAUAUCUGUUCACACCUAUUGGACAAAAGGCGUUGAAGAAGCUCCUGCAGUUCUACAUCAUCCCCGAAUUCGUUCUACAUUCGGAUUGGCUACACAACGCUUCCAGUAAUGCAUCCUCAGGCGCGCAUCGCGGAGGCAUUGAAUGCCUUGGCAUGAUGGACGAAAGACAGUAUUGUCAUUCAUCACCGUAUAGCGACCAGCACCCUCGGCUCGCUCCUUCUCGGGAUUGCCCGCCGCCACCUUCGGAUGCCUCAGCUUCGCCCUCCCUUAGGAGGCUUCGUCACCUCAGCCUAUGUGUGCCGCCUCAAUCAUCGCGUGACCAUCCGUAUCAUUCUCCACUGAUGCCGCCGGGGUGCCCACCUCCGCCACAGCCUGGCAUGCUUUCAGUCCGUAUGUCGUUUUCUGAUGGCCUUCAGUCUCAGUCGGGUACGCUUCCGCCACCAUCCUCCGACAAGGCAACUUUCCUGUCUGAUACGUCUGGCUGCACUGAUUCGCGCUCUUUUCAUAGCCCAUUACCGAAUCUAUGUCACAUCUCGCCUUCCCAUGGCGACCCUCUUCAUCCUGACCAAUUCCACGAACACAUAUCUCUCUCGCCUGAUCAUCCACUACCCCAACCGCCCAGAUCGCAUGAUAUGCAUGUUCAGCCUGCAUCAGACACACAUCAUCCCCGUUUCGGCAGCGCUCCACCGCCUCCAGAAGGUCCGUACGCGCCGCUGUUUGCGGACCACCGUCCGUGGUUUAUGCCUUCUCAUCACGAGCACCAUCACAAGGAUGAAAACUACUGGUCGCAUAUUUCUUACUCUGCAUCCAACAGCCCAAGGCAUUCGCCCCAUGUAACACACUCCAUUCCAUUUGAUGGACAGCAUUGCCCACCCUUCUCGCCUGUGAAACUGGGUAACAGUCCUUUGUCUCAGUGCGCAGACGCGCCACAUGCUCACCCAGCAGGAGCACCGCUUCCAUCAUAUGCAGGGCCGGUGCAUUCACGUCCUCGUCACGCGAAGCCGCAGUCCCCGAGAUAUCCGCCCAUAUACUCGUUCAACAUCACAAUCCCCACUCUCGUGAGCAAUCAUUCUAUGGAGGUCCACGUCGCUCAAUUCGAGGAGAAAUCCCAUAACCCAAUUUUGCAUCAUCCAAUCUUCCAUACGAUCCUCAUAGCGAACGGGCAAAAGGUAAAGAUUGCCGACGUUCCUUUGCGGAAUGGAGUCGUGCAUGUGAUCGACAGGCUGCUCAAUCCUAUGAAGCAUCUGCGAGAGGGCAAUGUAGAUGCUGUCAGAUAUGAAGAGGAAUACGGUGACGACUGGUUGAACUGGGAAGAGUGGCUUCCAGCCUGGGCGAAUGAGGCCUAG
Laetiporus sulphureus 93-53 is the source of this 2420-nucleotide messenger RNA. RefSeq lists its product as uncharacterized. NCBI's taxonomy places the organism in Eukaryota, Fungi, Basidiomycota, Agaricomycetes, Polyporales, Laetiporaceae. The transcript has 6 exons. Gene Ontology annotation, biological process: macroautophagy. The record is from RefSeq and is a predicted model, not a curated record. Bases 27 to 2420 code for a protein of 797 amino acids. Gene Ontology annotation, cellular component: fungal-type vacuole membrane.